This is a messenger RNA of Drosophila eugracilis, 2692 nucleotides long. RefSeq names its product homeobox protein B-H1 (gene B-H1). The record is from RefSeq and is a predicted model, not a curated record. The coding region runs from base 210 to 1877 and encodes 555 amino acids. Gene Ontology annotation, biological process: regulation of DNA-templated transcription. Gene Ontology annotation, molecular function: DNA-binding transcription factor activity, RNA polymerase II-specific; DNA binding. Lineage: Eukaryota; Metazoa; Arthropoda; Insecta; Diptera; Drosophilidae. The transcript is spliced from 3 exons.
GCCGCUCACGACGUCGCUGGGUGAAAAGUUCAGAUAAAGGCCAAGAAAGCAAAAAUAAUUCACAAAACUCAGAACUCAGAAAAUCCCAAACAAGAAACUCCAGUGAAUGUGCAUUUUUUUAGUGAAGUGUUAAAAAAAAAGUAUAAAAUAUAUAUAUCAAAAUAUAUAGAAAAUACGACAGAGGGCAAGAAAUUGUUACCCAAAACCCUAUGAAAGACUCGAUGAGCAUUCUCACCCAAACGCCCAGCGAGCCAAACGCAGCGCAUACCCAGCUGCACCAUCUGAAUACGCUGCAGCACCACCACCACUACGGCCUGCAGCCACCGCCGGUGGUUGGCAUACAUAGUACCACCACCAUGUCCUCCGGCGGCAGCACCACCACGGCAUCGGGCCUAAAGCCCAAUCGAUCCCGUUUCAUGAUCAACGACAUUCUGGCGGGCAGUGCAGCGGCCGCUUUUUACAAGCAACAGCAGCAGCAGCAGCACCAUCAGCAGCAGUUGCACCACCACAGCAACAACAACAACAACAAUUCGGGAUCCAGCGGUGGCAGCAGUCCCGCUCACAACAACAACAACAACAAUAAUAAUAGCGAAAACUUUGAGACACCAAGUGGCGGUGUUGGCGGUGCCUUGCCACCUGCCCUGCACCUUCCACAACCACAUCCACAUUCACAUCCGCAUACGCAUCCACAUCCGCAUACGCUUAUGCAUCCGCAUGGCAAACUGGGGCAUUUUCCACCCACCGCCGGCGGCAAUGGGUUAAAUGUGGCCCAAUAUGCGGCGGCCAUGCAACAGCAUUAUGCCGCAGCUGCUGCUGCGGCUGCUGCACGUAAUAAUGCUGCUGCCGCGGCGGCUGCUGCGGCCGCUGCUGCAGCUGCAGCAGUUGCUACACCAACCGGCGAUGUUGGGAUCGGGAUUGGAUUGGCGCCACCAUCGGGCGGCGAUUUGGACGACAGCAGCGAUUACCAUGAGGAGAACGAGGACUGCGACAGCGAUGAGGCGGGCGGCGGAGGAGGCAGCGGCCACAUGGACGAUCACAGCGUUUGUAGCAAUGGCGGUAAGGAUGAUGACGGAAAUAGUGUCAAGAGUGGUUCGACUAGCGACAUGAGCGGUCUCAGCAAGAAGCAAAGGAAGGCACGUACCGCUUUCACGGAUCACCAAUUGCAAACACUAGAGAAGUCCUUCGAGCGACAGAAGUACCUCAGCGUCCAAGAGCGCCAGGAAUUGGCCCACAAGCUGGAUCUAAGCGAUUGCCAGGUGAAAACCUGGUACCAAAACCGAAGAACCAAAUGGAAGCGACAAACUGCUGUGGGUUUGGAACUCCUAGCCGAGGCCGGCAACUUUGCUGCCUUCCAGCGACUGUACGGCGGAUCACCCUACCUAGGCGCCUGGCCAUAUGCGGCUGCUGCCGGAGCCGGUGCUGCCCAUGGUGCCACUCCCCAUACGAGCAUCGAUAUUUAUUACCGCCAAGCCGCCGCCGCUGCGGCCAUGCAGAAACCACUGCCCUACAACCUGUACGCCGGUGUACCAUCCGUUGGCGUUGGCGUGGGCGUGGGUCCUGCCCCAUUCUCCCAUUUAUCCGCCUCCAGUUCACUGUCCUCUCUAAGUAGUUACUAUCAGAGUGCAGCGGCCGCUGCAGCUGCUGCAAAUCCGGGUGGACCCCACUCCGUGCCACCGCCAGCACCGCCUUCGGUGGGCGGUGGAUCCCCGCCUAGCGGUCUCGUCAAACCGAUUCCGGCCCAUUCCGCCCCCGCCUCUGCCUCACCGCCACCAAGGCCGCCAUCGACGCCGAGUCCAACGUUGAAUCCGGGCAGUCCGCCAGGACGUUCCGUUGACAGUUGUUCUCAGUCGGACGAGGAGGAUCAGAUUCAAGUGUGAGCAGUACAGGAGGAGAAGUCUGGGGAUUGAGUGUGUGUGUGUAUGUGUCUAUCAUUGGGUUAUCGGCUCGAAAACGUGAUUUUUCAAGGGGAUUUUUUUUGUAUUUAAUAUUUAUUAUAUAUUUAGGUAGCUACAUAUCAUAAUUUAUGUUUGUUUUUUAAUGUUUUUUCGAUUAGAAAACAAAAUUAAAAGCUUCCUUAGAAGUAAUAUACUUUUAUGGCAUUUAAGUUUGUUGAAAAGAAUCACAAAUUGCAUUAAUCUUACACCAUAUCAUCCUCUUGCUGGUUCAAACUUAAGUACAAAACUGUUUUGUUUUUAAAUUCAAAUUAAUAAUUAAAUAUUUUAAAGCAUUUAUGAGUUAAGAACAACAAGCAAUUUUCUAAGUUAACUCAACAAAAAGUGGCACAAAAAUGUUCAGUAUUGAAAAAGAAAAGCAGAAAAAUCCCUUAAAAAUCACGAUUUUUAAGACCAAGCUAAAACCCAUUUUGUACGUGUGUGUGUGUGCCUGUGUAUAUAUCCAUAUCUCUGUGUGUGUGCGUGUGCUUGCUUAAUUUAUUUGAUUUGCUUUUAGUAACUUAUUCAAAAUGUUUUUUAACACUUUUUUUUUCUAAACAUACGAUAAAGGAAUAAACCUAAACAAAUAUUUAUUUAAAUGUUGUAAAAACUAGCAGCCAAAAAAAGCAAAAGAAUUUUGUAUAGUUAAGACUAACCACGAAAUGUAUUAUCGGAUAAAACUAUAUAUAUAUAGACGAAUAUAUAUAUUAUUUUUUUUUGGUAGCCUAGAACCAUAAACGUUGUAACUGUAAAAUGUAAAA